ACGACGCCAUUCUUCGCUGGCGGAGUGAGACCUCUUCACUGACUCCUCUUCUAUGACGCCGUAGCAGCCGAGCCUCUGCCGGUUCGCUCCCCUCGCUGUGCAUAGCUGGCUGCGUGCUGCAAAUCGCCUUCAUCGGGAGACAAAGCGAGGCAGAGGUAACACAGGAGCGAAGCUACACCUGUCUGUGGAUUUAAAGAGCGACGAAGAGGAUUUGAAAUUGUCAGUGCUGCGACAGGGAUCCGCUCCACACCGCUGGUCAGAUAAGAGAUCUCAGUGGGAACAGGUGUUGCUCCUGACUCACGUGAAUUUGUGCAAACAUCAGCGCAGGAGAGCUGGAAGUGCACGCAGCCCGAACUCUUCUGCAGGGAGUGUCAGCUCAUAGAGGUGGGAUCCUUGUGGCCGGCCCAGACUGGAAGGACGUACAAAGUUCUGGUGAGAGGUCAGUGAAAGCAGCAGUACCAGUGGAUGGAGAUGAUGUCCAUGCAAAUGAGUGAGGCAGACAGCGUGGUGAAGGUGGCAGAGUGGCAGCAGACUUACUAUGCCACAGACUCUGGCAUCCAAUCGGGAGCUACCACAGUGCAGGACGACGAGAGCAGCACUGAGUAUAGUGGCAACAAGAAGUACACAAACAGUACUACAACCGGCACUGGCUCUGUACCUGUUAAGGCCACAGUGGGGGGAGGUGGAGACUCAGCAUUCAGUGGAGUAGAUAGCCCAACAGAUUUAGAAGCUCAGUACUCUCUUACCCGGGCUCAGCGGGUCAGGGCUGCCAUGUUUCCAGAGACUCUGGUAGAAGGGGAGGCAGCCAUGCCUGUCCAGUCAGAUCCCUCACAGCAGAGCAAUGUGCAACGACUGGCUGAACCUUCUCGGCUGCUAAAGACAGCUCUCGUCCACCUGAUAAACUACCAAGAUGAUGCUGAACUGGCCACCAGGGCAGUGCCAGAACUCACCAAGUUGUUGGGAGACGAGGAUCCGGUUGUCGUGAACAAGGCGGCCAUGAUUGUCAACCAGCUAACCCGUAAGGAGGCCAGUCUCCGCGUGCUGGUGCAGUCUCCAGCCAUGGUGGCAUCCGUGGUGUGUGCCAUGACGACAACAACUGACAUGGAGACGGCACGUUGCACAGCCAGUGUGCUUCACAGCCUAUCGCACCAGAGGGAGGGACUGCUGGCCAUAUUCAAGGCUGGAGGGAUACCAGCACUGGUCCGAAUGCUAAGUUCACCAGUAGAAUCAGUCCUAUUUUACGGAAUUACCACUCUUCACAACCUGCUGCUGCAUCAAGAGGGAGCAAAGAUGGCUGUGCGUCUUGCUGAUGGCCUGCAGAGAAUAGUUCCCUUAUUGAAAAAGAGCAACCCAAAGUUUUUAGCCAUUACUACAGAUUGUCUGCAACUCCUGUCCUACGGAAACCAGGAAAGCAAGCUGAUUAUUCUAGCCAAUGGGGGUCCAGAGUGUUUGGUUUUCAUCAUGAGAAACUACAACUAUGAGAAGCUGCUUUGGACGACAAGCCGUGUCCUUAAAGUGCUGUCUGUCUGCCCCAGCAACAAACCAGCUAUAGUCGAAGCUGGAGGCAUGCAGGCUUUGGGGCAGCAUCUUACAGGGUCUAGCCAGCGUCUGAUCCAGAACUGUCUGUGGACACUCCGUAAUCUGUCAGACGCAGCAACCAAACAGGAGGGAUUAGAUGGUCUGCUGCAGAUACUGGUCACUCAGCUGGGCUCAGAUGAUGUGAACAUGUUAACCUGUGCCACCGGCAUUCUGUCCAACCUGACAUGCAAUAACUCACGCAACAAGACGCUGGUGACUCAGUAUGGUGGAGUGGAGGCAUUGAUCCAUGCUGUGCUUCGUGCUGGCGAGAAGGAGGAUGUUGCUGAACCUGCGGUCUGCGCCCUGCGGCAUCUCACCUCCCGCCACCAAGAUGCCGAGCUAGCCCAGAAUGCCGUGCGUCUGCACUAUGGUGUCCCAGCUAUUGUUAAACUACUGGGCCAGCCCCACUACUGGCCUGUAGUAAAGGCCACAGUUGGACUCAUCCGGAAUCUCGCACUGUGCCCAGCUAAUCAGGCAUCACUGAGAGAGGCAGGUGCAAUUCCACGACUGGUGAACCUGCUGCUCAAAGCUCACCAGGAUACACAAAGACAUGCCUCCUCUACACAGCACACAUACCAGGAUGGCGUUCGCAUGGAGGAAAUAGUAGAGGGCUGCACAGGAGCGCUUCAUAUUUUGGCCAGAGACCCUAUAAACAGAGGAGAGAUUGCCAGCAUGCAGACCAUACCACUGUUUGUACAGCUGCUGUAUUCGUAUGUGGAGAAUGUGAAAAGAGUGUCUGCAGGAGUACUGUGUGAGCUAGCCCUGGACAAACACUCUGCAGAGCUCAUAGAUGCAGAAGGAGCAUCAGCACCACUCAUGGAGCUGCUGCACUCAAACAACGAGGGAAUUGCUACCUAUGCCGCAGCAGUGUUGUUCCGCAUUUCAGAAGACAAGAGUUCCGACUACAGGAAGAGAGUGUCAGUGGAGCUUACACAUUCGCUGUUCAAGCAUGACCCUGCUGCCUGGGAAAUGGCCCAUACUGCAGUUCCUUUGGAGCCUACGUAUCUUCCAGAUGAGUUAGAUGGCUCUUACCCCCCAUAUGGCUAUGCUGAUCUGCCACUGGACACCCUGCCGCUAGACCCCGACCUCCAUGAGCCCUACAUUCCUGACAUGACUUAUGAUCCAAGACAGACCUACCCUGAGCCACUCUAACAG
Molecule: messenger RNA, 2733 nt
Organism: Maylandia zebra (zebra mbuna)
Lineage: Eukaryota; Metazoa; Chordata; Actinopteri; Cichliformes; Cichlidae
Gene: jupb
Product: junction plakoglobin b
Biological process (GO): cell adhesion
Molecular function (GO): cadherin binding
Source: RefSeq, a predicted model, not a curated record